CGGUGGCUCUGUUGGAAUUCCUGCCAACGAUCAAAACAAACCGUUAGGCAACGAUCAAAACAAACCGAUCGUUGCCAUGUGCCUAAUUGGCAUUCUUUCGAUUUUGGGGCGCCACUUCCUGGACAGCUGGCUAUUAUCCUGCGUAGGAUAAUAGCCCCCCAUCAACUGUCACGUGGGAUUGGAAUUCGGAGCAAUUCCAUCGAUCGCGGUAAUGACCCGUUCAGUCGUUUUUGGGUAUUUAUUGAAGACACAACACCAGUUUUCACCGGUCAUUUAUUAUCCUGACGGUGUCUCCAAUACAAUAAUAGUAGCAGCAGACGAGUCCUUCGACUAUUUCUCGGAGGACACUUGCAGAUUUGAGAUUUCCGAGGUGUGAAAAUUUUUAUCAGAUAAGAGACUAUUCACUGAAUGUCUCCUAGUUGAAAUUUUCACCAAACAUGUCGAAAAUUCGCAAACUCUCGAUCCGUGGAAUUCGCAAUUUCUCUGAUACAGAGGAAUCCACGAUAGAAUUCAACUCUCCCCUGGCCCUUAUUACGGGUCUCAAUGGCGUUGGUAAAACCACUGUCAUCGAGUGUCUCCGCUACAUAACAACUGGAGAAUUUCCCCCAGGCUCAGACAGCGGUAUGUCUUUUAUUCACGACCCUAUGUUGAAGAACCAGACAUCAGUACAAGUGCGAGGUUGUGUAAAAGGGGAAAUAAUUGAUUACGAGGGCAAAAUUAUCACCGUGAUAAAGACAAUCGAGUACUCUCGAUACGAGAAGCAACGGAAAUUCAAGAUCCUCGAUAAUACUGUCAGCGUUCUCAAUCCGCAGACUGGAGAGGAGACGCAGCUGACGAAUCGGUGUGCCGACGUUGACGUCAAAGUGAUGAAUUCUCUGGGGGUGUCAAAAGCGAUAUUGAACCACGUGAUCUUCUGUCAUCAAGAUGAGGCCAAUUGGCCACUGGAUGAAAAUAAGAUGGUCAAGGAGCGAUUCGAUGCCAUCCUGGGGAUGCCGAUCUCCAAUAAAGUUGUGGAAAAUUUUCGGGGGGUGGCAAAGCUCACAGAAGCCGACCUGAAGAUCGCGCAAAUCGAAGAAGCAAGAUGUGCUGACAAAGUUACUGAAAUCAUAGCCAAGGAGGAGAAGCUGGAUGAAUUUAACAAGAGGAAGAGUGAAAUUGAGAAGAAUAUAAAGAAGAUAAACUCUGAGUUGGAGUCGAGAAACGAAAGACUGCGAAAGAUUAGGCAAAUUGAGACUGAGUUCACCAGACUGAAAGCUGAAGAUGAGAAGGAUAAAAUAGCGUACAAAAGGGCUCAUGAGCAGUGCGAAUCAUUGCAGUCGAGGUUAAAAGAGAUUUACGAGGGGAAUGACGCGGAGUUGAAUAAAGAAAUAGAGUCUUACGAGAGUACAGUUCAACAGAAGAUUCGGAGGAUCGCUGGGAUCGAGAAAGAGAUUAAGGAUCUUUUGGGGAGUGAACUGAGUCUUUCGAAAGUCAUACAAGAUCACAGGAAACUCAGGGGGACUCUGCGACACCAAAUGGAGGGUCAGGGGAAGGAGAUAAAGGAGAGGAAUCAAGUCCUGAACACAGCACUCGCCAUUUGGGGCUUGGAGACCAUGGAGGAUUUUGAGUCUGAUGGUGAUGUUCAAAGAAGGAUUGAUUCUAUUGAAACUAAAACAAAGGAGUUUAAGAAGUCUAUUACCGAUAAACAAAUGAAGCAAAAUCAGAAGGAGAAUGCACUGGAGAAGAAAGUAAAAGCUGCUCGUGACAAACGAUUGACCAUUACUUCCGAAUUGGAGAGGAGUGAGAAAGAAGUACAGGAGAUGAGAAGGACGAUUGCGGAGGCUCGAUUGAAGAUUGAACAAUCUGAUGACUCUGUCAAACGACUCGAUUCUGUUGGUGCUACGCUCGCAGAGAUGGAUAAUGAGAUCAAGAAAAUCCAUGAUUUGAUGGCGUCUGAGGAUCUUCCCGAUAAAAUCACGAAGGCGAUGAGGCAGAUCGAGGAGAUCGAGGAGAAAUCUAAAAAGCUUGAGGAGGAUAUGAUAGUGGUGCACAAUCAAAGUACUCUAAACGUGAAACUGGAAUCAUUGAAAUCAAAUUUUCAGGCCAAAAGUAAAUAUAUUGAACAACUGAAGUCACAACACGAGGAGAAUAUAAAAAAAUUAUUGAAAACGGAUUCAGUACCAGAGUACAAUCUGAAAGAGACCAUCGAGGAGGCCCAGAAAUUUUUUUCAGAGAGGGUGGAACGAUUAUCCAAAGAGAUUAACACGAAAGAGUACGAAUUGAUGGCGGUGGAUACAGCCCUGAUCUACGCCAAGAUGGAACUGAAUGUAAAAAUCACAAACAACGAAUGUGAGAAAGAAAAGGUGAAAGCUCACUGCGAGAAUUACACGAAGUACGAUGAAGUCCUGCUAGAUCAGCAGGCAAAACUUAAGGAGUUACAGGAUAAGAGAGGGGUGAUUGCUCACGAGGGGUUUGCAUACCAGACCUACGUUAAGGAGUUCAACAGGAACUCUUGCUGUGCCUUAUGUGAGAGGGACUUUGACUCGCAUCCAGAAUCCCAGAAGCUCCUGAAUAAAUUGAAAAAGGGAAUACACGACCACCCAAGCUCAUUGACAAAAUGUGACGGAGAAUUAAGCAUCGAACAGGAGAAAUAUAAUGUUCUUCUCUCAAUAAAAUCGACGGUUGAAGCCAUCAUUAAAUUCGAAGCAGUUGACAAAGAAGAUAUGGUCAAAAAAAUCAAGUUGAAGGAGCAGGAUGCCCUCGAACUAAAGCGAAAAAUAACAGAACUGAAGCAAUCAAAAUGGAAGCCUGAGAGGAGUAUUGAACUGGCGAAAUUGAUGAUUCCAGAUGUGACAAUUUGGGAUCGUUAUUCUCAGGAUCUCCUACAGAUUGAUGUUGGUAUUAACGACCUCCAGGAGGAGAUGUCCUCUCGAGGACACACUAGCACCAAAACGAUGGCAGAGAUUCAGGCAGAGAGAGAGUCCUUGAAAACAUCUAUGAAAGAAACGCGUGAGAAGAUCACUGAAUUGACAAGUACCCUCGAGAGUAGGAAUGCACAGCUUCACAAAGCAAUGGCAAUGAAAACUAAGUGCCUGGAGGAAAAACUACAAAGACAAGAAAAAGCUGAGCAGCUAGAAAACCUAAAGGCCGACCUGAACGACACGAUUACUAAGGAAGGCGCUUUGAAGUCGUCAGUUCGAGAACUUCGCCAGCAGCUGAUGGUAGCUGACGAGCAGUGCAGCGAGCUUGUGAGAGAACUAUAUGAUUUGAAAUUGAAAAAUCAAAACGACCAGGAGAACGACAGGAUGCUGAUGAAGGAUUACGAAAAGCAAUGGGAUUCUCUCAAGUCUCUCCAGGAAAAGAUCGCCCUCUUCAACUCUCGCAAUGUGAAGAGACAGUUGGAGAGUCUCGAUCAUGAGGUGAAAGUUCUGCAAAAGGAUUGUGAGGAGAAGGAACAAAAGAGAUUUGAAAAGGAGAAGCAGUUGACCCAGAUGAUAGAAGACAACGUAGAACUGCGAAAAUGCCAGAAGACUCUUACACAACUCCAACAAACUCAUAAACACCGAGAGGAAGAAAUUAAUCUCCUGAACUAUGAGGAGGUCAUGAGAGAGCAGGAGGAGUUAGUGAGGCACAUCCAGGAGGCAGGGGGAGAGAUAAACAUGGCCUCUGGGAUCAGAGGAGACAUUAUGAAAAAAAUAGAUCAGUUGAAUGAGGAACUGAAUACCGAAGAGUGCAAAACAGCUCGCACAGCCCACCAACACAAAAGUAUCGAGGUCCUUGUUACCAGAAAAGCUAUUAAUGAUUUCAUAGCGUCUGCAAGAGUACUGGACGUAAGCACAACAGAGGUUCACAAGAAGAGACUAAGGACGAUUAAUUCGGCAAUGGAGAAGCUCUGGAAGCUCAUUUAUUCGGGAAAUGACAUUCAGUCUAUUCAAAUCAAAGCUGAGGCUACUUCCACGAGUGGAGUUACUGACAAGAGACAAUUUAACUACAAAUUGGUGCAGAUCAAGCAUGGUGUCGAGAUGGAAAUGAGAGGCCGGUGCAGUGCUGGUCAGAGGGUACUCGCCUCUAUCAUUCUUCGAUUGGCUUUGGUUGAAACACUGUCUCAACAAUGUGGAAUCCUCGCUCUCGAUGAACCCACGACUCAUUUGGAUUUCAUGAAUUCGAAGAAAGUCGCUGAUGCUCUUUACAGAUAUCUCGCCUACAAGGCACAAUAUGAGGAGAAUUUCCAGCUGAUUGUUAUCACUCAUGAUCAAAAUUUUAUCAAGAGAUUGAGUAAAUUGACCUCGCAGAGCUGUGCUCAGAAACUCUACAUGACGGAUAAUGGGCUGACUAGUGUGAGAAGGACGUUGCUAAACAGGCAGAACGAGGUCGAAGUAGUAGAGAUAGAGGACGAACCUGAGAAUAGACCUGAAACGCAGCCAUCAGGAUCCAGGCAGGGAGCCAUCGCUGGCGAUGGACGUUCCGAAGAAACGAACUCAACCGUACAACUUUGAACUUCAUUUCUCAAAAUACCUAUUAUUUUUUGUCAUUAAAUUUUGUAUUUGUAUUGGGGAAUCGAAAGGAAGAUUUUUGUUUUGAGAAGAAGCAAUGCCUUUUCAUCAUCAAAGCAUUCUGAACUGUGAAUAAUUUGUUCUCUGUAUAAUGUUUCAUUGAUAUUAAUUUUCGUUUGUAUAUCUCCAAAGUAAAUAAUAAAUA
Messenger RNA from Diachasmimorpha longicaudata, 4677 nucleotides. RefSeq names its product DNA repair protein RAD50-like. Gene Ontology annotation, cellular component: Mre11 complex; condensed nuclear chromosome. Lineage: Eukaryota; Metazoa; Arthropoda; Insecta; Hymenoptera; Braconidae. Gene Ontology annotation, biological process: chromosome organization involved in meiotic cell cycle; double-strand break repair; telomere maintenance via recombination. Bases 438 to 4475 code for a protein of 1345 amino acids. Gene Ontology annotation, molecular function: single-stranded telomeric DNA binding; double-stranded telomeric DNA binding; ATP hydrolysis activity. The record is from RefSeq and is a predicted model, not a curated record. The transcript is spliced from 3 exons.